AUAAUCACAAGCUAUCACAAAGGGGAAAAUGUAUACUUACCAUUGAUAGUUUUACCAUAAAUUUCCUGACCUUAAUUUGAUUAAAAUCUCAACUUAAAGACUGCAACAAUAUAGAUUUCUUUAAAGUUUAAUUGCUCAUUUCACUGAACAUUGAGUGCAGGAAAAACCUCAAGCUGGGGCAAAAACGUGGUAGAGCGGAAGGAGAAGUUAAGGACUGAGCUGCUUUGCAGAUCAGAGUGUUUGAAAGUGAACAGCCAACCUGACAAGAAGCAAAAACCACAGAACAGAGUACCACAUCGUCUUUCUGUUCACUUUGUUUCACAAAAUCAUCCAGGCUCUUCCUACUCUCCUCUCUUACCACCUCUCUCUUCUUUUUUUUUUUUUUUAGUUAUUUCACAGAUGCCACUGGGGUAGGUAAACUGACCCAACUCUGCAGCACUCAGAAGACGAAGCAAAGCCUUCUACUUGAGCAGUUUUUCCAUCACUGAUAUGUGCAGGAAAUGAAGACAUUGCCUGCCAUGCUUGGAACUGGGAAAUUAUUUUGGGUCUUCUUCUUAAUCCCAUAUCUGGACAUCUGGAACAUCCAUGGGAAAGAAUCAUGUGAUGUACAGCUUUAUAUAAAGAGACAAUCUGAACACUCCAUCUUAGCAGGAGAUCCCUUUGAACUAGAAUGCCCUGUGAAAUACUGUGCUAACAGGCCUCAUGUGACUUGGUGCAAGCUCAAUGGAACAACAUGUGUAAAACUUGAAGACAGACAAACAAGUUGGAAAGAAGAGAAGAACAUUUCAUUUUUCAUUCUACAUUUUGAACCAGUGCUUCCUAAUGACAAUGGGUCAUACCGCUGUUCUGCAAAUUUUCAGUCUAAUCUCAUUGAAAGCCACUCAACAACUCUUUAUGUGACAGAUGUAAAAAGUGCCUCAGAACGACCCUCCAAGGACGAAAUGGCAAGCAGACCCUGGCUCCUGUAUAGUUUACUUCCUUUGGGGGGAUUGCCUCUACUCAUCACUACCUGUUUCUGCCUGUUCUGCUGCCUGAGAAGGCACCAAGGAAAGCAAAAUGAACUCUCUGACACAGCAGGAAGGGAAAUUACCCUGGUUGAUGCUCACCUUAAGAGUGAGCAAACAGAAGCAAGCACCAGGCAAAAUUCCCAAGUACUGCUAUCAGAAACUGGAAUUUAUGAUAAUGACCCUGACCUUUGUUUCAGGAUGCAGGAAGGGUCUGAAGUUUAUUCUAAUCCAUGCCUGGAAGAAAACAAACCAGGCAUUGUUUAUGCUUCCCUGAACCAUUCUGUCAUUGGACCGAACUCAAGACUGGCAAGAAAUGUAAAAGAAGCACCAACAGAAUAUGCAUCCAUAUGUGUGAGGAGUUAAAUCUGUUUCUGACUCCAACAGGGACCAUUGAAUGAUUAGCAUGUUGACAUCAUUGUCUGGGCUCAACAGGAUGUCAAAUAAUAUUUCUCAAUUUGAGAAUUUUUACUUUAGAAAUGUUCAUGUUAGUGCUUGGGUCUUAAGGGUCCAUAGGAUAAAUGAUUAAAAUUUCUCUCAGAAACUUAUUUGGGAGCUUUUUAUAUUAUAGCCUUGAAUAACAAAAUCUCUCCAAAACUGGUUGACAUCAUGAGUAGCAGAAUAGUAGAACGUUUAAACUUAGCUACAUUUUACCCAAUAUACAAACUCGAUCUUGCCUUUGAAGCGAUUGGAAAGACUUGUAGGGAAAAGAGGUUUGUGUUACCUGCAUCAGUUCACUACACACUCUUGAAAACAAAAUGUCCCAAUUUGACUAACCAACCAUAAAUACAGUAAUGAUUGUAUAUUUCAAGUCAGUCUUCCAUAAUAAGAAAUUUUUCCUGUGUCAGUCUAAGAAUGGUGUUUCUUAUUGCAAAGGAGAAAUCAUUUUAGGCUUGAUGUAAGAAAAUGAAAAUAAUAAAUGGUGCAAUAAAAAUAUAGAAUAUACCAAUUGGAUAUAGGGUAGAUGUUCCACAUACCUGGCAAACAAAUGCUUAUAUCUACUCUGUUAGAUUGAUAAGCAAAUAUAGGUAUUAAUGGAGCAGUCAACGUAUAGCACAUUUAUGAGGAAAGUAGAGACUCACUGGGUCACAUAGACUAAUGGAUAGGAAUGUGACAUAAUGCUGCUGAAUUAAUAUACUUAUGGGCAUCUGAAUAGUUUAAAAGUUAGUCAGAAUAGGUAUCAUUAGGAAAGUGAAGAUAGCUUAAACUGCUUCAUGCUUGACUUGAUAGCAAGUUAAAGUGCAAUUAAUGGAAUGGAGGAAAACCCAGAAUAUUUAAUUGGUCUGUAGGGGUCAAUUUGCUUUCAUUUACCACAUCUGCAUCUUGCUGUUCUUCUUACUAAGGAAUCAGGGCAAAUCAUCUGUAGUGACAUAUUUUAGUUUGCUAAUCAUUUAUUUUAAAAUACUGAGGUUGCAGCCACUUAAGAAUAUAGCAAAAGAUGGAUUCAGAUUUUUGGACUUUCCAGAGUACUUGAGUUAAACUAUUUCAAAAAUAGCCUAUAAUUUUAUUCAACAGUUUGAGGCUAUUCGAAUUCUCAGGUGCUGCUACUGAAUAAUGUAAUAGUCUUCAUACAAAGUGGAUAGCAAAGGUUAAAAUCCAUUUGAACAAAUAUGUGAGCUGAGCUGCUGCACAAAGGAAUGUGAUGUGUGUGUGUGUGUGUGUGUGUGUGUUAGGUGGGGUGGGUGACAACAGAAAUGGUGCACGAGAAACUGAUCAAAUUGACAUUAUAUUUUCAGUUUGCUUAUGAAGCUCAAAAUACUAGAGUAAAUGGGUCAUUAAAGAAAAUAAUAUGUGAAAUUAUGGAGUUUAGAAUACAAGUGGGGUAUAUAUACAAAAAGACAAAACUGAGGUUUUGUGGUGGAGAGAUUUUCUUAAGUAACACUGACAUUAAGUUUUAGCUCCUUAGAUUUGGGGGUGCAGAUAUUCUUUUGAGUCACUGUUAUUUUGCCAAUUACACCUAGAAUUUCAAGCAACCAAUUCGAGAUAGGCUGUUUUAGCCAGGCUGCGUUUGUGGACAACUUAUGUAAGAAAGACAUGUUAGAAUAGCUGCUUGUGGUAUUCUUAAAAAUAGAAACAGGAAAUAUGGGGAGGAUACAUUUAGCUGUCCUCUUAUCAGAUGAACACAUGAAGUUGAACAGUUCCUUCAUGAUUCUCUCAAACUUAAAAGCAAAAUAUUUCUGUCUUAUUUAAAAUAUUCUUAGUAUGUCUUAUAGUAAAGAUAAUGCUGAUAAUGAUUUCAUCUCUAAGAUGUAUUAAUAUAUUUGUACUGUUUGCCAAAAUCACAAAUCAUUUAUCUUUUUAUUCCUUUUCAAAAUGGUGUCAGAGACAUACAUGCAUUUUCCCAAAUGACUCUACUUCACUAUUAUUUACAUGGCUUAUUUCAUUAAUUUAUAGAGGGUUUGAGAAAAAGAAUAUGUAGAUAAUUUAAUGGUUUUUCACAAAUUUUAAGCUUGUGAUUGUGCUCAAUGAGAAGGUAAACUUAUUAAAACUUAUUUGAAAUCAA
This is a messenger RNA of Pan troglodytes (chimpanzee), 3507 nucleotides long. RefSeq names its product B and T lymphocyte associated (gene BTLA). Bases 501 to 1370 code for a protein of 289 amino acids. Gene Ontology annotation, biological process: immune response-regulating cell surface receptor signaling pathway. NCBI's taxonomy places the organism in Eukaryota, Metazoa, Chordata, Mammalia, Primates, Hominidae. Gene Ontology annotation, molecular function: signaling receptor activity. Gene Ontology annotation, cellular component: plasma membrane. The transcript has 5 exons. The record is from RefSeq and is a predicted model, not a curated record.